AUGGCUAAUAAGACUCAAAUAUUAAUUACCGACGUUCCAAAGGAAAGGUUUAGUUCGUCAUGGCCUCAGAAUUUGGAGAAAAUUCUGUUCGAAGAGAAAUUCCCACAUUUGAAACCAAAAGUUCAAUAUUAUACUCCCUUAGCGUUUUUGAAUAGAAUUGUAAUAAUUCUGGAUGAUGAAAAAACAACUCUAGAUAUUUAUAAUUAUUUGAAAGAACAUGAGAAUAUCAAGAAUAGUCCAAUGAAGUUAUUUAUUACAGAAAACUUGUUAAAACCACGUUCGAAAUCUUCAAGCAAUGCUAACGACGGUGUCGGGUUAGAUUCUGAUAAAGAAUUACAGCCAAUUCUUUCUCUAGAUACCAAUCCUCUACAUACAGGUAUUGAGAGUAGUUCACUCUCCCUGGGGAGUUCUGCUUUAUCUCCGGAUAGUGGAUUGGAUUCCCCUACAUUAUUAAAGAUUUCAGAUGAAACUGAUUCAAAGCCAUACAUGUAUAGGGAACCAUUGCCUUGUAGUAAAUCGGUUUCUGAGAUUAGCACUACAAGAAGCUUAUCUGUAGAAAGUGAUAACAACCAAGUUCCAAAAAGUCCAUCUAUAAGGGUUCACGAUUUUACCAGUUGA
Molecule: messenger RNA, 618 nt
Organism: Vanderwaltozyma polyspora DSM 70294
Lineage: Eukaryota; Fungi; Ascomycota; Saccharomycetes; Saccharomycetales; Saccharomycetaceae
Exons: 1
Coding region: 1-618 (205 amino acids)
Source: RefSeq, a predicted model, not a curated record